Molecule: messenger RNA, 2550 nt
Organism: Pseudovirgaria hyperparasitica
Lineage: Eukaryota; Fungi; Ascomycota; Dothideomycetes; Acrospermales; Acrospermaceae
Product: eukaryotic translation initiation factor-like protein 3 subunit B
Exons: 3
Coding region: 44-2269 (741 amino acids)
Biological process (GO): translational initiation
Cellular component (GO): eukaryotic translation initiation factor 3 complex
Molecular function (GO): translation initiation factor activity; RNA binding; translation initiation factor binding
Source: RefSeq, a predicted model, not a curated record
AGCCGACCCCGCGACGUCUCCACGAUAUUCACACACUUCAGUCAUGGCGCCCUCUUACGACAAUCUACCUAUAGACGAUGACUUUGACGAAUCCGAGAUCGACUUUUCAGAUCUCCAAGAACAAUAUGAAGUGCGCCUUGAGGAGGGUCUGGACGCCUUCGUCGUGCUAGAUGGUCUCCCGCGCGUACCAGAAGACAGCAAAGCAAAGCUACAAAAAUACGUGAUUCGCAAGCUCACUGAGGCUGCGAAGCCAAGAGAGGAUGGUUUCUUCAUGCCCACAAACGAUGAGGGCAUGACUGAAGGAUUCGCCUUUGUUGAAUUUGGGUCUCCUGCAGAGGCAGCUGCCGCGGUCAAGAAAUGCCACGGUGUCCCGCUCGACAAGAGACACAAUAUGGCAGUCAAUAAGCUAACAGAUAUUGAACGCUACGGUGGUGGAGGACGUAUCGAGGAUGAAUACACUCCUCCCACAAUUCAACCUUUUGAGCAGAAGGAGCACCUAAGGUCGUGGCUCGGAGAUGUGGACGGUAGAGAUCAGAUGGUCAUGUAUCGCGGCGAUAAAGUGGGCGUGUUCUGGAAUGAGAAAGAAGACGCGCCGGAAAACGUCGUCGAUCGCGAACACUGGACAGAUUUUUUCGUGCAGUGGUCGCCACUCGGAACAUACCUCACUUCGCUUCACGGGCAAGGCGUGCAGCUCUGGGGUGGAAAAUCUUGGCACAGGCAGAAGCGGUUCGCGCAUCCUGGCGUGAACUUGGUCGAUUAUUCUCCCAACGAGAAGUACCUCGUUACUUGGUCCCAUCGCCCGCUACAAGUUGAUGAGAACCACCCGGUCCCAACUCUUUCACUUGAGGAGGAUGGCAAGAACUAUAUCAUCUGGGACAUUGCCACUGGGAAGCCUCUUCGUUCUUUCGUCACACUUGACGUCCCAAGCUCGCAAAUGGACGAUGCGGGUCAACCUAUUAAGAAGAAGAUGCAAUGGCCAACCUUCAAAUGGUCCUCGGACGACAAGUAUGUCGCUCGAAUGACGCAAGGGCAAUCGAUAUCAGUUUAUGAGACCCCACGGAUGAAUCUUCUUGAGAAGACCAGCAUCAAGAUUGAAGGCGUCAUGGACUUUGAGUGGGCUCCUGCCCUUCCUCGCCGCGAUGGUGUCAAGACAUAUGAACAGCUUUUCUGCUACUGGACACCUGAGUUAGGCUCUAAUCCUGCAAAAGUUGGCCUGAUGAGCGUUCCAUCGAAAGAGGUUGUACGCACGAGAAAUCUGUUCAAUGUUUCAGACGCCAAACUUCAUUGGCAAUCUGAAGCCGCGUACGUGUGUGUAAAAGUUGAUCGUCAUUCAAAGUCAAAGAAGUCGCUCGCCACUAACCUUGAAAUCUUUCGCGUCCGCGAGAAAGGCGUCCCAGUCGAGGUCGUUGAGGCCAUCAAAGAAACUGUGAUCAACUUUGCCUGGGAACCAAAAGGCAACCGCUUCGUGCUGAUUACAACGGGCGAAAUACCCGCCGCAGGUGUGGCUGUUCCACCUAAGACCUCAGUCUCUUUCUUCGCUCCUGAGCGAACAAAGAGUGGUAUUCCCGGCAACUUUCACCAUGUACGAACGGUCGACAAGAAAAAUAGCAAUGCCAUUUUCUGGUCGCCCAAGGGUCGUUUCGUCGUUGUAGCCACUCUCCAAUCCCAGCAGAGUUUCGAUCUCGAUUUCUGGGAUUUGAGCUUCGAGAAGUCCAAAGAAGAGAAGGAUAAAGACAGUGAUAAGGAUUUGAUGUGUAGUCUUCAACUCAUGAACACUGGUGAUCAUUAUGGUGUUACUGAUGUUGAGUGGGAUCCAACUGGCAGAUACGUAGCCACCGUAGCAUCAGCAUUCCGACAUGGUAUGGAAAACGGUUAUCACAUUUACGAUUUCAAAGGAACUCUUCUCCGGGAAGAGCCUGUCGAGCGUUUCAAGCAAUUUCUCUGGCGCCCACGCCCUGCAACACUUCUUUCCAAGGAAGAACAAUCCGAGAUUCGCCGCAAUCUGCGCAAUUACAGCCGAAUAUUCGACGAGCAGGAUCUGGCUAAGAAGAACACAGCGAAUCGUGCUGUGGUUGAGGCGCGUAGGAGGCAGCUUGAGGAGUGGCUUGCAUGGCGCGAGCGAGCUAUCGAGGAGGUACGCGAGGAUGAAGAGGAUAUGGGUAUUGACCAUUCGGAAGAAGAAAAGAAGGAGCAGGAAGAGGAACGGAAGGGCGAGGAAAUUGAAGAGGUUGUGGAGGAGAUCAUUGAUGAGACUGAGGAGGUCGCGUAAAAUGAAUAGGGCAUAGUACGUACAAACUGUGCCAUAUAAAUAAAUGUCGUGGGUUUCACAGAGCCCGUAAGGUCAAUGCCAGAAACCUCUAUUGAAAGGAACGUAUUUUCAAACAUCUGGCCUGGGAGUGGAUAUGCGUUGGUGAUCCACACCUCCAAGAUGAAGGAUCUGACAUUAAAUACAAUGCUGCUGAAUACCACAUUGUACUUUCUUUUCCGUCAAAUGUCGACCCGACCUUAGCCUUGGUAGAUACGCGUGUAUUAGGAUCUCGCUUUCCUGUC